ACAUCGGUGUAGCACAGUUAGUUUGCAGGAUGUCUGGCGUUCCAUUUCCCGAGUUCUGGGUCCGGAAGAUGCGGUCGUUCUACGUCAUCUUCGAUCGUGACCUUGACGGCUUAGUGCAGCGCGAGGAUUACGUGGACUGGCCGGUGGGAAGGGCCAACAAAAACAUGACCCCCGAAAAGGCCGAGUCCCUGUACGGCCUCGUGAGCAGCGCGUGGGACGUGUUUUGGGCGGGAGAAGAGAAAAGAAAGUCCGUCACCAUCGACCAAAUGGUCAAGGAGCACUCCCGAACCUUUGAUACGCAGUCCAGCUUCCACGAGUCCCUUGAAAAGUGGCUGGAGAUUUGCUUUGACGAUGUGGACGCCAAUGACGACGGCUGCAUCACUUUGGAGGAGUACACCACGUUCCUGAAAUGCUACGGUGUUCACCCCUAUUCCGUCACGCCGUCUUUUGAAGCCCUUGACACCAACCACGACGGCCUGAUCAGCAAGGAGGAGUUUAAAAACGCCGGUCGUGAUUAUUUCAAAGUCACUGCCGAUACACCGGCCAAGUUGUUCUGGGGACCAUUCAGGGCGUAAAUUGAAUACUUUGGGGGCAUUUAUUCUGAUAGGUCUUCUCUCGCUUUUGUUCCGCUACAGACGGUCUGACACAUGCAAUAUUAAGAAGUUUUCAGCAACUCUCACAUCAAACUUUUCCAUAGCACUCUACCGUUUAUUCAAGGCUGGUUGAGUUUAAGGUGCCACAUUACCAACACGUGAUAAUCACAUGUGAUUUGUUAAAUCACAGUGAAAAAAAAGAGCAGAACAAGGACGUGACACAACCAUCCUCAGAGUAUUUGUAUAGUCACAAAAAAUAUGUGUGGAACGGGGAAUUAAAAAAAAAAAAAACAUUGCUUGGCAUAACCGCUUUCCACAGAAACAUAAAAAACACUUGCAUAAUGGAUCAGGCUAUUUCAGCCACGACAGAUCCAAGCGCAUGCCUUUCAUACUUAGCAUCAAUAAACAGUGAAAAUAAGUACCUAUAUGUUGAUUUGUUAAUUGGUCACAGCUUGAAACCUGAUAAUAUAAUAUAUGUAUAUAUUCCAUUUCAAUCAAGAGUAUAAUUUGGUCGCUGCUGCUUCUUUUUCUGUACCUGUACCUGUAACAGGCAAAAUUAACAUAAAGCACAGACACCUUCCAAAAAUAGCAAGCAAAUCCAUGAAGGCGAAAUAUUUCUUCAGGAUAUAAUGGAGUUAAUUUUAAUUUAAACACGUGACAGUCACUGGCAAAUCAAGAAUUCUACAAAGAGGGGAGGGGGCGGAUGGUCCCGUUUUUGUCCUGCAAAUAUAAAAUUGCAGUAAUAUGAUUGUAGUAAUAUGG
Molecule: messenger RNA, 1355 nt
Organism: Lingula anatina
Lineage: Eukaryota; Metazoa; Brachiopoda; Lingulata; Lingulida; Lingulidae
Product: sarcoplasmic calcium-binding protein-like
Molecular function (GO): calcium ion binding
Source: RefSeq, a predicted model, not a curated record